UGUUCCAUUGAGAAGAAGGAAAACACAAAUGGAGAACCUGUUAGCGUCAGUACUCACAAGUACACGUGCAGAAAUAUGCAUGUGGUAGAGGGAAGAAUGUACGUAAAUGUAUGUGACUGACAGCUGACCUAUAUAGGAGGAGUAGGUUUAAAAUGCGACUUCUGACACUUUACCAAAUGCUUGCAGGACCCGUGAACUUGAGCUCCAUGAUGUAGGCCAGACGUGAAUAAAACAUGGUAACCUGAGCUAUGGAGCUGGAGGGAACUACACCUGAGCCCAGCCAUGCCUCCAAGCACACAGUAAAAGCUUGCACUAUCGUAACACUCUUGGAAGGCACAUAUACAUAUCUAAGUAUGCGAAAGUGUUUAUAAGGCACACUGGUGUCAACCCACACAAAAGCUGUGUAGAACAUUACAUUUAAAAUAUCACAUUGCACAUAAUAACACACACGAACAAACAGUGCUUUGUUAACUGAAACUCAGGUCAUUUGCUGCCUGCAGGCAUUGUGGGCUUGUCUUGUCUGCGCAGUUACUCAAGCUGCCGUUUACUCUGUUGGAGCAGUCUGACAGAGGAUAUCAAGCUGUGUGGACCAAGAUGAGGAUUAUUUUCUUGCUUUUUCUGGUUGCCUUCGCAGCCCUGGGAGCGUGUCAUGGCAGUGAGCACAACAGACUGGCUAAACGGGAUGUCUUGUUGCGUUCCAAAAGACGAUGGGUCUUGUCUACCAUUGAACUAGAAGAAGAAAAGAAAGGGACGUACCCGAUGAUAAUUUCACAGAUGUUUAAUGACAAGACUGAAGGGAAAAACUUUAAGUUCAAGAUAAGCGGAGAAGGUGUGGAUACUAAUAUAUUCUCUAUUAAUGAAAAAACGGGAAUCGUCUAUGCACGCAGAGCUGUGGACAGAGAGGAAAAAGACACAUACCACAUCAAGUUUGACGUCUUGGAAAAAGAGACCAAUGCCCAAAUAGACAAGGAACUGUCUUUUGAUGUAGAAAUAAAGGAUAUAAAUGACAACCCACCAGUGUUUUUCAGCUCUAAAAUAGUAGCCGAUGUGGAAGAAAAUAAGGAAGAAGGGUACUUGCCAGUGCAGGUGCAGGCCAGUGACAGAGACCAGAAAAACACAGACAACUCAAAAUUCGAUUUCACCGUGCUUUCACAGUUUCCAAAAGAGCCCAAGAUUGAUGUGUAUCAACUCGACGAGAGAAUGGGUCAGCUUACCUUUAAAGGAUGCUUUGACUACGAUAAAGCAAAGAGGUAUAAAAUUAUCGUUCAAGCAAAAGACCGUGGCACCCCACCACUUUCCUCCACCUGUGUCGUCUUUCUCAAUAUUCAUGACAGAAACACUCAUCUACCGACGUUCAACCAGACUGAGUACCACGCUCAGGAAGAUGAAAUGGUCACCAAAAACGAUAUUUUGAGAAUCAAAGUUGAGGACAAAGACACUCCCAAUACUGAUGGCUGGCGUGCCAAAUAUUUCUUCAUUAAAGGGAAUGAGGAUGAGAUGUUUGACAUUACAACUGACCCAAAAACAAAUGAGGGUAUCGUGAGCAUUGUCAAGAAAAAGAAUUUUGAUCUGACAACUGUUCUUGACCUGGAAGUUGGAGUGAAAAAUGUUGAAGAAUUGUUCGUUUGUAAGAAUAAAUCUGCUGAUUCCAAAGCCACAUCUGUGUCUCCAACUCCAAAUUCAGUCAGAAUGACAGUGAAGAUGGUAGAUGCCAAUGAUCCACCAGACUUUGGCAGAGCUACAUCUGAUGUGUACCACAAGGAAGAAGAAAUGCCAGGAAAGGUUCUUUUCACUCCAAAAGUCAACGACGUAGACUCCAACGGCUUCAGGUAUGUGUUGUUAGACGAUCCAGCUGACUGGGUAGCCAUUGACCCGGAAACAGGAACACUCAAGUCGACUAAGAAGAUGGACAGAGAGUCACCCUUUGUUGAUAAACAUAAUGUUUACAAGGUUGUCAUUGCUGCCAUAGAUGAUGGUGAACCUCCGGCUACAGGCACAUGCACUGUCCAGAUCCACCUGAGGGAUAUCAACGACAACACACCAAAGCUGGUCAAUAAUAGCCUCAUUUUGUGUGGAAACAAAGCUAAGAAGAUCAAAGUGUCUGCCAAGGACUUGGAUCAAACACCUUACAGUGGACCCUUUUCCUUCUCCCUGGCAGGUGAUAAAUCUCUGAAGGAGCAAUGGAAACUAGACCCUAACUUUGGUAUGGAGGUUGGCCUUGUUAGCCUGAAGACGCUUCCUUACGGUAACUACUCAGUGCCCUUUAAGAUCCUCGACCAACAGAACAUACCUGGAGAAGAUACCCUGGAAGUGAUGGUGUGCGACUGUGAAAAAGGUGAUGUUUGUCGUGACAAAAAGCCCCUCUCAGCCAGCUUCGGAGAUGCCGGCAUCGGACUGCUAAUUGCAGGAUUGCUGUUGUUUUUGUUACUGCUACUCAUCUUCAUGUGCGAGUGUGGAAAGAAGACAUUUGAGUACAUGGAACAGGACGAGGGCAACCAGACUCUUAUCAAGUACAACCAAGAGGGAGGGGGCUCUGCAUGCAAGGCUGAACCCACCCUUCUCCUGACACCUACAAAAGGCAUAUCUGUGGUGGAUGGCAUCAAGCAGGGCACGAUCCGGAUGACUGAGAUGGCUCCAGUAAUGACCCAAGACGUGGACAGGUUCAACACAUCAUACACCAUGCAAAUGAACUCUAACAUGACUUCAAUGGGAAUGCAUCCAAGAGACAGUGUCAGGAGCCAUGAGGGCCAAAUGAUGAACAAGUACUCUACAUGGACUACAAACAGGAUGAACACCUAUCAGAGCAAUUCAUCACACUACAUGCGUUCCAUAAGCCUGCGAUCAAACCAGCGCAUUGCAGAUCACAUCGACAGGAGACUCUACAUGAUUGAUGGAAUGCCCGUGGACUACCCUGUGUACCAACCCUACAAGUACGCCUACGAGGGACAGGGGAGCAAAUGUCAGUCACUGGAUGAGCUGUCCGUCACCAACCUGAGUGAUGACUUACAGUUUCUGGAUGAUCUGGGGCCAAAGUUCAAGACCUUGGGAGACAUCUGUCAGAAGAAAAUUCAAGAGAAAAACACACAGCUUUAAAAGGCUCAGCUGGAAUGUAACUUUAAUGCCAAGCAAAUCACUCUUCACUUUGGGUUUUUUGUGACUGUAAUUCUGGAUUGAACUGGCUGGAGGUGAUGCACCACAAUGGACGGAUUUUGUGCUUGUACAUUAUGGACUUUAACAUCUCAAGCAUUUUAAGCCAGACACUGUUUGCUUGCAUCGAUCUGUGAAGCGAGGAUUAUGCAGUACUAGCAGCUGUAUUUUGCUUGCUUGAAGAUGGAAUGAAUGUAUGCACUGCACACCCUUUCACGCUCUGGUGAUUUUGAAAUGUUUCAUCUUGAAAGUGACUGGGUGUGUUUGCUUGUUUCUUACUUUGCCACAUUAACAGUCGUUGUUGCCUCUUGUCAGCGCAAGAUCUCUUGCUCUUCGGGUUUUGUGAGCACAGUAUUAUUUUAAAACUUAACAGACGUUCAUAUGUGGAAACUGGGAUGUUUUCUUUUGUUAGAUGUUAGAUACAUUGUUUCUCACUGUCACGGUUGUGACUGCACUCUUUUGUAAAGAAUCCUUGAUAAGCAGCAGAAAUCCUAACUGGUUGAAGUAGUUGUCUAGCAGUAACUAAACAAUGGUUUUGUUCCUAGAAACUGUAAAUAUCUGUGGUCUUUUUUUUAGAAAUGAUUUGGUGACGCAGCAGUGUGAAACAUCACAAAGUUCAUUUUUUGUUUGGUUUUCUUAUGUGUUUUUUUUUUUCAUCGUUUGUCGGAAACAUGUAUUUUUUGUUUUUAGAAAACAAAUUGAAAUGUAUUAUUUGGAAAGAUGUUUUCAUUCGCCAUUACUAAAAGCAGUUGCAGUCAUUGGGAUGAAAUAGUUUAACUGGACAGAAGGGAAAGAAGUGUUGGGUUAAUGAAAUAAUUAUAAGAAAAUCAUAUGAAAAAAUAAAGCCACUGUAACAAAUUGAAAGUGUUAAGAUCUAUUCUCACACAGACGACUUUUCAGUUGAACCAUAACAAUUACAACUACUAAUUCAUUUUAAUUUUACACAAUAAUAGACGCUCAACCUUUUGACGAUGACAAAAACUGCUGUAAAGGUGGCAGCACUAACAUUGUUUCAUGUGAGGAGUUCAGAAGUUGAGGUGCAGUUUUCUCACUGUGAUGUUUUUCCCAUGAAAACCCCACCUCACCCUGUGGGUACCUCCACUGUAUCCACAACAACCUUCAGCUUGUGAAAUGUUGGCAGUUGUUUUCUAUAGUUUGAACUUGUGUUCUCUCAGCUCGUUGUUAUUUGAGGUUUUUGUGUGUCCAUCAGUCUGUCAGCAGACGCGGCAGAACUUGUUUCGCAUAAAUACCCAUCACCCAUCAGAGGCUCCGGGUGUAGUUAAGGUGUGGCACAGGGAGUGAUAUGGAAGUCUGAAACUCAGAGCUAGUUUGACAAACACGUAUGACUCAGAAACAAACUCAACAUACAUCAAAUAUCUUCAACCCUUAUUGUUCCACAAGCGGAAAUACCUUUUGCAGCAGGGCACGACAAAAAUACAAAACAUGAAGCACAGACUUGGAAAACAACACGACUAUCGAGGAGACUGCAACCGCCAGUUUUUCAGGCUACAGCAGGACAUAUGCAAACAGCAAACAAAUGAUAAGAAAUGAUCUGAAUCAAGAGACACAAGGGAGCAUGAAAGCAACUCAAAGCAACUCAUAGUCUGCUGUAAAUUAUUCAGAGAAAUAACAAAUACACUGGUCCAAUAGCUAAUUUUGGUGCUAUUUAAAUACAUUUCAAUGUUUUAAAAUGCUAAAAGUUCAAAUAAACCAUCCAUCCAAGACAGCAUUAGAAAAGGAGUUCGAAGCAAAAGUCCAAUCUUUAUAAUUGCAGCUAUGGGAGAGGAAAAGUCCUUGUUAUAGAUUUGUUCUCCAACGAUGUUGCUUCUUUUCAUGACUGAUCUAUGAACCCAGUGGGCAUUUCUAAUACAAACACAUUAGAGCACUCUCUCUAUCCCAAAGUAAGUUUGCCGUUCCACUAGCUUGGCAGUUUGCCUUUAAUUGCCACACAGCUUUCCAUUCUCCCACACAGGGUGUUGUCAGGUUACAGUUAUCUUUUUUCCUGAGAACUAAUUUCAUCAUGGCUGCGGGCAAACGGGUUCAGAAUCAUGCACAUGGACAUGCACAGUCAUGUAAAAAAAAAAAAAAAGCAAUGGGUAGAAUUUGUAGGCUUUUUUUGACAUAUGAAACAGUGGGGUGUUUACUCGAAGUGAUACUUAGAAGAUUCUUUAACUGUCUUAUUAAGAAAAAGUUGAAAACUAUAUUAAACUGUAUGAAAUUGUGUAUAUCUCACGGCAUAUUUCACUUUUCAAUUCAGUUCAAUUCAGUUGAGUUCAAUUUUAUUUACAUAGCGCCAAUUACAGGUCAAAUUGUCUCAAGAGGCUUUCCAGAACCCAUAUGCAUGAACCCCCAGAGCAAGCCCUAAAGUGACAGUGGCAAGAAAAACUCUCUUUUAACAGGGAGGAAACCUUGGGCAACACAAACGCUUAAACAACUGCGGUUAAAAGUUGAGGUUGACCACGUAGCUAAUUUGAACGAUUAACUGGCACUGAUGUGGGUUUUGUAAAGUGGUGGUGGUUUUAGCUCCAGCAGUAACCGAUAGCUGCACAGACUCCACCAGUGACGUUUUGUGUGGAGGUUGUACCUGAGAUAAUCUAUAUUUAAAUGAACGAUUACUUUCUAUAGAACAGAUUUGUUCAGGUUGUUGGUUAUAAUGUCCUGCCUAAAGUGUACUGUCUUGUUUUUUUAAUAAAAGCAGGGAUUGUUCAUGUCCA
This is a messenger RNA of Acanthochromis polyacanthus (spiny chromis), 5861 nucleotides long. It is a transcript of the gene cdh26.1, whose product is annotated as cadherin 26, tandem duplicate 1. Bases 595 to 3093 code for a protein of 832 amino acids. The transcript has 19 exons. NCBI's taxonomy places the organism in Eukaryota, Metazoa, Chordata, Actinopteri, Pomacentridae. Gene Ontology annotation, biological process: multicellular organism development; homophilic cell-cell adhesion; cell morphogenesis. Gene Ontology annotation, molecular function: calcium ion binding; cadherin binding. The record is from RefSeq and is a predicted model, not a curated record. Gene Ontology annotation, cellular component: catenin complex; plasma membrane; adherens junction.